AGUUUGGAAGUGUCCAUGCUGACCGGGGGUGGGCUAGGGGCCUCUUUCUGGAUCUCUAACCCCAUCUCCCCUCCUUCCCCUCCCCGUCCAGUCGGUGAGGCCCGCAACCUCAUCCCCAUGGACCCCAACGGUCUGUCCGACCCCUAUGUGAAACUGAAGCUCAUCCCAGACCCUCGGAACCUGACAAAACAGAAGACCCGGACAGUGAAAGCCACGCUGAACCCUGUGUGGAACGAGACCUUUGUGUUCAACCUGAAGCCGGGGGACGUGGAGCGCAGGCUCAGCGUGGAGGUGUGGGACUGGGACCGGACCUCCCGCAACGACUUCAUGGGCGCCAUGUCCUUCGGGGUGUCCGAGCUGCUCAAGGCGCCGGUGGACGGCUGGUACAAGUUACUGAACCAGGAGGAGGGCGAAUAUUACAAUGUGCCCGUGGCCGAUGCUGACAACUGCAGCCUCCUCCAGAAGUUUGAGGCCUGUAACUACCCCCUGGAACUCUAUGAGCGGGUGCGGAUGGGUCCUUCCUCUCCCAUCCCCUCCCCGUCCCCUAGUCCCACCGACUCCAAGCGCUGCUUCUUCGGGGCGAGCCCGGGACGCCUGCACAUCUCCGACUUCAGCUUCCUCAUGGUUCUCGGAAAAGGCAGCUUCGGGAAGGUGAUGCUGGCGGAGCGGAGGGGCUCCGAGGAGCUCUACGCCAUCAAGAUCCUGAAGAAAGACGUGAUCGUCCAGGAUGACGACGUGGACUGCACCCUGGUGGAGAAGCGCGUGCUGGCUCUGGGGGGCCGAGGCCCGGGGGGCCGGCCCCACUUCCUCACCCAGCUCCACUCCACCUUCCAGACCCCGGAUCGCCUGUAUUUUGUGAUGGAGUAUGUCACCGGGGGCGACUUGAUGUACCACAUUCAGCAGCUGGGCAAGUUUAAGGAGCCCCAUGCAGCGUUCUACGCCGCAGAAAUCGCCAUCGGCCUCUUCUUCCUUCACAAUCAGGGCAUCAUCUACCGGGACCUGAAACUGGACAACGUGAUGCUGGAUGCCGAGGGACACAUCAAAAUCACCGACUUCGGCAUGUGUAAGGAGAACGUCUUCCCCGGGAACACGACUCGCACCUUCUGCGGGACCCCAGACUACAUAGCACCCGAGAUCAUUGCCUACCAGCCCUAUGGGAAGUCUGUCGACUGGUGGUCCUUUGGGGUUCUACUGUAUGAGAUGUUGGCGGGACAGCCCCCCUUUGACGGCGAGGACGAGGAGGAGCUGUUCCAGGCCAUCAUGGAACAAACCGUCACCUACCCCAAGUCGCUCUCCCGGGAGGCCGUGGCCAUCUGCAAGGGGUUCCUAACCAAACACCCCGCCAAGCGCCUGGGCUCGGGGCCCGAUGGGGAACCCACCAUCCGAGCUCACGGCUUCUUCCGCUGGAUCGACUGGGAGCGGCUGGAGCGGCUGGAGAUCCCGCCUCCGUUCAGGCCCCCCCAGUGCGGCCGCAGCGGCGAGAACUUUGACAAGUUCUUCACGCGGGCGGCGCCAGCGCUGACCCCCCCGGACCGCCUGGUUCUGGCCAGCAUCGACCAGGCCGACUUCGAGGGCUUCACCUACGUGAACCCGGACUUCGUCCACCCGGACGCCCGCAGCCCCAUCAGCCCCAUCAGCCCGGCGCCGGUGCCAGUCAUGUAAUCCCACCCUCCGCCGCUAGGUGUCCCCACGGCUCCCUCCGCCGCCGCGCAAGCCUCCUGCCCGACCUCCCCGCCUCCCGAAUUCUAGAUCCUGCCCCCCAGCCUUCCGGCCCCCACCCCUUGGGGGCUCGGUGCCCUCGACAAGCGUCCCCCACUCCACUCCACAGUCUCUAGAGCCUCCCCGGGCUCUAGAUGCCGCUGCGCUGAGCCCCAGAUUCUCACCCGCCGCCGUGUUCUGGAC
Molecule: messenger RNA, 1902 nt
Organism: Myotis brandtii (Brandt's bat)
Lineage: Eukaryota; Metazoa; Chordata; Mammalia; Chiroptera; Vespertilionidae
Gene: PRKCG
Product: protein kinase C, gamma
Exons: 13
Coding region: 16-1662 (548 amino acids)
Biological process (GO): protein phosphorylation
Molecular function (GO): zinc ion binding; diacylglycerol-dependent serine/threonine kinase activity; ATP binding
Source: RefSeq, a predicted model, not a curated record